UCAACACUGCAAUUGUCUUGCAAGGCAAUAAAAGAACAAAGAGAGAAUAAACACGGAAGUUAAAACGUAAGAAGGCAAUGGGGAGCGAGAACGAGCCAGCGAAACUCCUUUUACCGUACCUGCAAAGAGCCGAUGAGCUACAGAAACAUGAAACUCUCGUCGCUUAUUACUGUCGAUUAUAUGCGAUGGAGAAAGGAUUGAGGAUUCCACAAAAUGAACGGACUAAGAUCACUAAUUCUCUCCUUAUUUCUCUCAUGAAUCAGCUCGAAAAGGAUAAGAAAUCAUUGAAUUUGGGACCUGAAGACAAUCUGUAUCUUGAAGGAUUUGCCUUGAAUGUGUUUGGGAAGGCAGACAAACAAGAUCGUGCUGGACGAGCUGAUUUGAAUACUGCAAAAACAUUUUAUGCAGCAAGCAUAUUCUUUGAGAUCAUAACUCAAUUUGGUGCGCUUCAGCCUGAUCUUGAGCAGAAACAGAAGUAUGCAGUUUGGAAAGCUGCAGACAUAAGGAAAGCUCUGAAAGAGGGAAGGAAGCCCAACCCAGGCCCACCUGCUGAUGAUGAAAAUCUAUCAAUUCCAUCAAGCACACCUAGUGGUGGAUAUGAUCUUGGACCAAGUGAAUCUGCAGCUAGCAAUGCUCGUCCAGAAUCUGCAGCUAGCAAUGCUCGUCCAGAAUCUGAUCCAUCACCUCAGUUCCACGAUCAAGUUAAUGAUGAGCCCUAUACAAACAUUCCACCAUCCCCUCUGUUCCAUGAUAAGGUAAACAACCACCAUUCUGCACACGUUCCACCACCAUCUCUGUUCUAUGACUCAGCUAGCAACCAACAUUCGACAGACACCCCUCCACCUUCUUUUUACCCUGCUGCUGGCUAUCCUUCACAUGAUUUUCAUCCACCUCCUCCAGCAAGCAGAUCAGAGAAUUCUGCAUAUGCUCAACCAUACCACCAUCAAUCCAACUCGCAAGAACCUCAACCACAUUUGCCACAAAAUUACCAAUCUCAUGAACCUUCCUCAUACUCUUAUCCCAACUUCCAGUCUUAUCCAAGUUUCUCAGAGAGUAGUCUCCCAUCAGUACCAUUACAUCACCCAUCAUACUAUCAGGGUUCUGAUUCUUCACACAGCCCCCCGCCGGCCCCUCCCACAAGCAGCUAUUCAUCAACUCCACAGUACCCUUCAAGCAGCAUAAUGAGGGCCAACUCGGAUCCUGCAUCAACUUCUGCUAAGACAUACCAAUAUGACAACAAUUACCAACCACCUCCUGAGAAAAUUGUAGAGGCACACAAAGCUGCAAGAUUUGCAGUUGGAGCCUUGGCAUUCGAUGACGUGUCAGUUGCUGUGGACUACUUGAGGAAAUCACUUGAAUUGCUGACAAAUCCAUCAGUUGGUCAGUGAGUUUCUUUCUUAUUUUUUUGUGGGUUGGAUUCUGUGCUAUCAUUCGGUUUUGGCUUUUGUAUGGUGUGAACUUCAUAUGUAAAGUGGUCGGAUAUUUGCACCAAAGCUUUGCUGUUGAUCAUCUUGACCCUUUGAUGUGAAUGAAUGUUAAUGGCUAUUCUCUCUUCUUUGAAA
Messenger RNA from Populus nigra (black poplar), 1562 nucleotides. Its product is annotated as protein HOMOLOG OF MAMMALIAN LYST-INTERACTING PROTEIN 5. Gene Ontology annotation, cellular component: multivesicular body. Gene Ontology annotation, biological process: late endosome to vacuole transport via multivesicular body sorting pathway. The record is from RefSeq and is a predicted model, not a curated record. The transcript has 6 exons. Lineage: Eukaryota; Viridiplantae; Streptophyta; Magnoliopsida; Malpighiales; Salicaceae. The coding region runs from base 78 to 1388 and encodes 436 amino acids.